This is a messenger RNA of Didymosphaeria variabile, 621 nucleotides long. RefSeq lists its product as uncharacterized. Bases 1 to 621 code for a protein of 206 amino acids. Lineage: Eukaryota; Fungi; Ascomycota; Dothideomycetes; Pleosporales; Didymosphaeriaceae. The transcript has 2 exons. The record is from RefSeq and is a predicted model, not a curated record.
AUGUUCAUGCCGCACUACUUCGGCGUCAAAAGACCCUGCCUUGAAAAUAACUACUACGAGCAGUUCAACCGACCGAACGUGGACGUGAUUGAUAUCAAAGACAAUCCAAUCGCGGAGUUCACGGAGACUGGGAUUAAGCUCGAAAACGGAGAUCAUUAUGAGUUUGACGUUGUCGCGGUUGCGACCGGCUUUGAUAUCACUACGGGCGGGAUGACGAACAUGGGAUUGGUGUCCAUCCAGGAUACCACGCUUCAAGAGGAGUGGCGAAAGGCUGCUGUCACAUAUCUAGGCACGACAGUUUCGGGGUAUCCGAACAUGUUUCACCUAUACGGACCUCACGGGCCCACACUUUUGUCCAACGGGCCCUCUACGGUUGAGGUCCAGGGUCGCUGGAUCUGUGAUACCAUCAGAAAGGUGACCAGAGAGAACUUGAAGUACAUUAAUCCCACUCAGGAAGCGUCUCGGGAGUGGAAGAGACGCAUUAAUGCGCUUAGCGACGCGACUCUCUUUCCGACCACGAGGAGCACGUACAUGGGCGGCAGUAUGCCGGGCAAGGCAUUUGAGCAGGUUAAUUAUGCUGGUGGGAUUCCUCAAUAUGCUAUCGAGGUAGGUGAAAUCUAA